Chelonus insularis is the source of this 1857-nucleotide messenger RNA. RefSeq lists its product as uncharacterized. Lineage: Eukaryota; Metazoa; Arthropoda; Insecta; Hymenoptera; Braconidae. Gene Ontology annotation, cellular component: SAGA complex; SLIK (SAGA-like) complex; transcription factor TFIID complex. The record is from RefSeq and is a predicted model, not a curated record. Gene Ontology annotation, biological process: transcription initiation at RNA polymerase II promoter; RNA polymerase II preinitiation complex assembly. Bases 173 to 1726 code for a protein of 517 amino acids. Gene Ontology annotation, molecular function: protein heterodimerization activity; RNA polymerase II general transcription initiation factor activity; transcription coactivator activity. The transcript is spliced from 6 exons.
UGUAGUGUUUACUAUUUUUUAUUUUGGAAUUGCAAUUUGUAAUAUUUAAAAUAUUACAUAAAUUUGUUUUAAAGAAACUUAUAACUUAGCGACAUGCUUCCAAGUAAAUGAAAGUAUUCAAAUUUUGUUAAAUGAGAGUGUUUGUAAUGUGAAAAAAAUAAAAUCAACAAUUAUGAAAGAACUGAUAUCCAACCAACAGCCAAGUGCAUCGUUCUCUCAUCAUUCGAAUAAAAAUAACAGUAACUCAAGUACAAGUAACAACAUGACAAAUGGAAGUAGUCAACGAAGAUAUGCUGUCUUCAGUACAGAAUGGGUUUCUGCUAUUGGAGAAGAAUUAGGGAUGCAUCCUCUGCAAGAUUCACUGUUGAAAAAACUGGCUGAAGAUGCUUCAUAUCGUUUAAGAGAAAUUUUACACAAAUGUGUAACGCGGUUGAAUCACAGCCAAAGAAGAAAGUUGACAUCUUAUGACGUUAAUGCAGUAAUAACAAAUCUAUGUGAUGCUGAUCCUGUUUACGGAGCACCUGAUCAAAUGCCUACGUACAAUACAGAAGCACAAGUAUUCGUUCCUCAUGAAGAUUUCAUAGAUGUUAGUGCAAAAGCGGUUGAUCCCAUUAAUCUUAUACAACUAAGUGGGCCUUAUAUCAGUGAAACUGAAAUGGUAGAUCCAAAGUUGACUGAAUUAAGGCACAAUUAUGCUAAAAAAGCUCUCAAAACUCUAUUUAAUGGAUCUCAAAAAACAUUUCAGGUUUUGUUGAACGAUUGUGUAACUAAUCCACAUUUGGAUGGUGAAGGAGUCAUCGAUACUCUAAUUUCCAUUGCCAGAUCGACUGUGAUAUCAAAUAAUGCUCAAUAUACUAGAGUGACAAUAAGAACUUGUCAACUUAUAAUCGCCAUUGCUUCCAAUAGCGAAGCUGUGUAUCCUUAUCACUUAAACUCGGUGGAAAAGUUGACAGAAUUAUUAUUAGAGUUAUUAUUAGGUCAAAGUUUCAUUAAUCCUCAUGUAGAAUCGUUAUUCAGAACUUGUACGCUAAAACUGAUGCUCAGGUGGCCUUCAGUAGCAGAUAAAUAUGUUCCUAUGUUAGAAAGUGUUCUCAUGAAAGAUGAGAAAGAUAUCUUUACAACAAAUAAAAAACGGCUUACAGCAAUGGAGCUACUUGGAGGAAUUCAGCCGCUAACAUUCUUCCAGAAAGAACCAGAAUCUCCUCUUGCAUUAAAUAACAUUUUGAAAAAUGCGCUUCCUGGUACUGCUUUUUGGUAUCAAAUAGCUUUAUCUGUAGCUGCUUUGGUAAAGUCAAAUCAAAAGCAACCGAAUCUUAAUUUACUAUUUGAACAUUUUGGUGAUUCGUUACUACCAUAUGUAAGAUGUCCAGUUGAAGAAGAUGAAAACAAAGUUGCUUCAGGUCCAAUUUUGCUUCCAAUUAUUGUCAGAAGUAAAAUAAGGUAUGCUAAAAUUCGACCAAGUUUAAGAAAUCCUGGAGAUUGGCAGGCAGCGUUUCCAGAUUCUGUCUUAAGAGGGCCUCGUCGAGAAAUUAGAUUUGCAUUUGCUGGAGGAAGGCCAGUAGCUCCAAACAAUCUUCGUCGCGUAAGUUUACGUGCGAAUUAUCAAAUAUUAAGGAGCGAACUUCGGGCAACAUCAGCUCAUGUUGCUUCUCGCCGUCUUUUGAUCUUAAAAGACAAAAAAAAAAGCUUCAUUGGAUCAUACAGUUUAGCUAACAUCUUACUUUAAUGACAUCACAUAUUUAAAUAUAUUAAGUAAUUUUAUUUUCUUAAUCAUCAAUCGUUAAUAAUAAUCUAAUUAGGUUUCAUUUUUAUCUAAGUUGUAUGUUUACAUCAAUAAUGAGUUAAACACUGUACAUA